CCAUGUCCAAAAGGAUUUUUCCCUUGUACUGGUUACACUCAGGGGUUCAAGUCUUCAAUCGGAGACGCAGCUGCAAGAAGCUGUGGUCAGAAGGUUUUCUUCUCCUGUCAUGCUGGUAGCCAUUGGGUGUGCUGGUGGUUUGCAAAGGUAGUAGUGCUGAUGGAGAGCUCUCCUGAUUCAGCUGACGGGUAUAGGAGAGCCAGAAGGGCCGAAAGCAAAAGAAUGGGGCUGGGUGUGAAUGCAAGCCAGAGGUGACAUCCACGAUUCCUCAGACCUUUUAGAGAGGACCUUUUGUGUGAGCAAUUGACACUAAUUUACUGAGAAAUAGAAUGACUUGUUGAUUUGAUGGGUUUUUUUUAUCCAACACCUACUGACGCAAUACGAGACAGAAGAUUUAACACGUUAGCAUACCAGAAUGUCUGGAAUCUGAAGCGAUUCAAGAAAUGAAGGGACCGUUGGCCGGUUCCUUUUAUUCCUAGCCGGUUGCGUUUAUUUCUUUUACGGUACGUGAUCACAUUUACCCGUGCGACCCGCCACAAAGCCUGAACAGAAGUAUGUAUACCUGUCAUAUUUAGGGUUUUCAGUGUCGGAUAGGCUUGGCUUGGGUUUUUGAGUUCCACAUCAUGUGCGCUCAUUCCAUACAUCGCAAGAAACUGGCAUUCCACUUGCACUGACCGAGCUGGUUCUUGUUUUGUAGUCACAUAUGAGCCACAGACACAGUGUAAUUUGGCCUUAUGAGGCAACGAAGAGAGUGCAAAUCAGGGUGGGGGAUGGGAGUAGACUGUGUGUGCGUGUUUGCACGUGCGUGUAUGUGCAUGCGCGCAUGUGUGUUUGUGCCGGAGGGCUCUAGAGCCCCCUCACUGCAAUACACACACACACACUCACACACGCUUCCAUUUCUCAGAGAGGUUCAGCCAUGGUGCAGUACUCCCUUUGAACCGACGCUGAAUGCAACCUGCAGCUGUUAAUAUACAUAUCUCUUUUUUUUUUUUUAUUGGUUGUGUGUGGUGUGAGGUUAUUUUCUUACUUGUUUUUUUUUUUCUAGUAAAUGACCUUAAGUGAUUAAAUUAUUAUUGUUAUUAUUGUGUUUUCAAAUCCUGUCUCUCUCUCUCUCUCUCUCUCUCUCUCUCUCUCUCUCUCUCCAUCCCACAGCCAUGCAGUCAGUAGAAAGCACGUCCUCUCGGGUGUCGCCCGAUUGUCUAAACUUUGCCGAUGACGACUCGGAGGUGUUCCUGUCGGAGGAUGAGAGGUCCGAAGUCACCGGAGGUCACAGUAGAUCGGCCUUGUCCUCCUCUUCCUCGGGACUGGGAUGGAGCAGCUCAGAGAGCGAGCGAGAGAAGGAGAACAAGACGGUCGGAGGCACGCAGGGAGACCUGCAGUUUGCCCAGAAAUGUAUGGAGCUUCAGGGUUUCGUCCGGCCGCUUCUGGAACUUUUGAACGGACUCAAGAAAGGACGAUUUGAUAAAGGCCUAAGCAGUUUCCAGCAGAGUGUGGCCAUGGACCGAAUCCAGAGGAUCGUAGGAGUGCUGCAGAAGCCACACAUCGGGGAGAAGUAUUUGCCCACUCUGCUGCAGGUGGAGAUGAUGCUAAAGCUCUGGUUCCCGCAAGUGAGCCUUCAAGCUACAGGUACAAGUGCGUCAGGACAGCUUUCAGGACAGGGCCCAUCCAGCGGCAGCACACCUCCGCACAAGCAGAAAGACCAACUGCACAUUCCGGUUAAGAAGCGAAGGCUAAGUUGGUCAGACGCAGACUCUUCCCCUACUCCAACUCCUGUUCCAUGUAAGUGCUUCCACAUAAAAGGUCAGGAGAAAGAACAACAAAGCCGGGGUUUGUCCGUUAGCUCUGCGCCAGCAUCCCACAGCGUCGGCCAAUCCGAUAGCAGCGGUGAGGAAAAAUCAAGACCCGUCGGCCUCCGUUGCGCCGAGCCAGGCCUGACCUGGGUCCACGUCGCCCCGAUCCUUUCUCCACACAAGUCUUGUCCCUCCGUCCAUGUGCGAGGAGGUGAUGGCAAAGACAUCGGAAAUAGCCACUUUCUACUCGCAGCUCCUCCUCCCGCCAGCAGGAGCAGUCCAGCCAUGCAGGACAGCUCCAUCUCCUCGACUACACCCUGCUCCGAACCAGCGACGUACCAAAUCCAGCCAGAGAUGGUGACUCCGACCGCGCGGCGGAGUCAGUCUCCUCCAAUCACAGAGCAGCUUUCAAGCCUGUUACAAACUUAAUGUGUCCGAAACACAACACAGACAACAGACAGACUUUGUUUGGAAAGCUUUUUUUUUUUUUUUUUUUAUUCUUUUUUUUUUUUUUUUAUGAAUAUUUUUAUGAAUAUUUAGGCAGCUUAGCCUUUGCAAUGUUGUGCUUUGAAAAUGAUCAAACAGCAGUGGAGGCACAUAAACAUAAAUAUCAGCAGCAGUGUGACUUGCUGAUGCAGCAGAUGAAUGAGCGCGUGUGUGUGUGUGUGUUGUGCGCGUGUCCAUUUUUAGGAACUUGGCUGUAGGCAUGUGUCGAUAUUAAGUUACCUCAUAGCGAUUGGCCAACGUUUCAUCAUGGUGGACGGAAUCUUCAAAAUAUUCGAUAACAAUCGUUUUGUUAUUUAGAAAAAUAGCAGUGCAGUAGCAGUGUUUGUUUUUUAUUAUUAUUUUUUUUUUAUUUGGCCUUCAGUAAGAAGAUACACAGGACCAUGCUUGUCCUGUCUGUAAAACGUCCUUGUUUCAGAAGGGAAAUCGUUGGAGGGUAUGACUACAACUGCACAAAGUUUCCAAUGAAUGCAAAGAGUAGCACUAUUUACGAAAUGUUGGCCCAUGCGGGCUCAACUAACGAAUGAUUCUCCCGUAGAUAAGAUGUAGCGUAAACAUGCCAACAUCGCUGGAUAAACUUUUCCCUUUCACACUUGCAGCCUCUUGCCAUAGUUACUUAGGGUCCGGUGAGUACGUGCAUAAUGAGAAAAGCCCCAAAAUGUAAAGUUUCAUUUAACUGUAGCAGAAGCUGUUCAAAUCGAGAGGUGGCAUGCUAAUAAAAGGAUGUGUUUAGCGAGCAGGAUAUGGGGGGGGGAGGGACAGUCUGUAAAUUAUUCCCAUGGGAUUUUACCCAUUUGUGUCCUGUUCAUUCUCAUACAAGGAGACUCUAACUUGAUUGAUAGGUUUCACCUUCUAGACGUUAGUAUGUGUCUCCGGUAGCCGCCACUACAGUAGCUGAGCUCACGCUGUGUUUAAUGCAAGGGGUUCCCAAACUAACUACCGAAUAUCAAGAAUGGAUUUUGUGUGCUAAUAUUUUGAAAUGUUGUUAUUUGGAGUCGCAUCCAGACAAGGCACAUUUCAGUUACUAGGAUACAUGUUUUCUUUUCACUCUAAUGGCACACUGCAGUAGCAUAGUUUAGUAAUAAGAAUGGAGCAGUUUCCCGAGCACGCAACGUUAUCGAACGCUAACACUAGCGUUGUUAGUGCUUGAAGACGAAAAAACUCGCCUCGUCGCUUUCAAACGCACCAGUUUUGCCUACUGGGUUUUCAAAAAGUUUUUCAGGAUGUCCCUGUACGUUCUGGCAGGAGGGUGAAGAGUCCAUGAGAGGGGUCGUCUGUAAUACUGGUGGCUUUGUGGACGCAGUGGUUGUUGUAUGAGGUGUCGAUGGUCGCCGUAGGGUCUUAAUGAAAUUGCUGGAAAAGUUCUUGCUGGUUCUGAUAGAAAGGUUGUUGCAUUUGGGGCUGUAUUGCUGCUGAUUGGUCAGACCGGUCCACCACCGAAAGGCCCUACAAUGGGUACUCGAGCAUCAGAACUGGAGCACUGGAAGAAGGGGGCGUGGUCCGAUGAAUCAUGUGGAUGGCCGGGUGCGUGUACGUCGCUUGCUUGGGGAUGAGAUGGCACCAGAAUGCUCUAUGGGAAGAAGGCAAGCCGGUGGAGGCGGUUUGAUGCUCUGGGCAACAUUCUGCUGGGAAAUGUUGGGUCUUGUUGAUGUUACUUUGGCACGUACCAUCUACCUAAACAUUGUUGAAGACUAAGUACACCUCUUCAUGGCAACGAAUGGCAGAGCAAUUUGCAACAAUUACAAGGUUUAAUGUUCAUUCGGGGUUGGCGGGUCUGAAUUAGCAUUAGGACAAGUUGGUAGAAAGCCAGGACUAUGUUGAGCAGCAAGACCGCGUCAUCUUUACUUCACAAAGUAGAACACGCCCUCACUAAAUUUUUAAUUUUUUUGUUUUCCUCCAUAUGUCUCUUGCCAUGAAAGAGAAAAAUAGUUUUGAAUUUCUGUCCUCUCCGUUAAGGCUUUCUGUCUUGCCGGUUAAAAAUUCAGAUAAAAAAAUAGGUCAGUGGAAAUCCUACCGUUUCCGUCUGUACGUAAAAGAAACCCGGUUAUUAUCUACAGUAGACGUACUCCGAACUCGUAGUGAUGGACCGGAGGUGUUUCUCCUUUUUUGUUUUGUUUAUUUUUGUGAUCAUCGCCAUUUAUUGUACCAGUGAUAUUAAUGUAGCGAAAAAGACAUCACCUAAACUGGACCCAUGAGUCGGUCGAAUAGGUUUGUGCAAAAUAAAUAAAUAAAUAAAUAAAUAAAUAGUUCAAUAUGCAAACCGUGAGGAAGGAUUGUACAGUUUCAGGUAAUGGCUAAAGGACAAGUCAUCAAAACACAUGUGUAAGCUGGAUUAUUAUGAUUAUUAUGAUUAUUAUUAUUAUUAUUAUUAUUAUUAUUAUUAUGGUGAUGAUGAUGAAACUUAGGUGCAUUUGCACUUUGCACUUUGCAUUAGGUGAAAAGGGAGAAAAGAAAAGGGUUAGGCCAAGAGAUGGAAUAUGAAGCAAAUGUGCAAAAAGGAUUAAUAAGAAAUGAGAAAAGAUGAACAGAAUACAGUAAAAGCUGCAGUUAGAGAGGAAGGAAUUUAAGUGUCCUAAUAAGUGAAGGAAGGAAGAGUUGUGGUGUUACAGAAAGGGAUACGGCAAAGUCAUAUGCUGCAUUCAGUUAGAGGUUGUAAUUCCCAAUCUCCAACUGGGAAAAUACAAAGAAAACGCCCCCUCGACACAGAAUUCCUACUCGUGGCCUCGGGAUAGUCCUCUCAACUACAGGUUCCUCUGAGUUCAGGAAGUGACGACAUAAUCAAUGGCUGUGCACAGCAUCAGCAAUAAACAAAGUAGCACUUUUGGCCUCUAAAUGAAUUGUGGGGUGUGUAUGUGUGUGUGUGUGUGUGUGUGUGUGUGUGUGUAUCUCACUGUUUUGAGGUGGAAAAGAUACAUCACUCAUCACAGUAAGACAAAUAUGAGCCAUGCAUGGUUUUUCCCACUUUGUAGCUCGAACGCACGGAGGUUGAAGAUGACCGAGAUCAUUCCGAGCUUAGACUUCCCACUUCAGAGCUAGGUCGAAUGCAUGUCGAUGUUUGUUUAAAAAAAAAAAAAGUGCAAUAAGUAGAGGUAUAAUACAGUUCAGGAAACCCAAGAUCACUGGGGUGAAAGGUCAAGUCAGGGGAACCAGGAUCUGGAUUUCUCAAAGCAGUGCUUCAUGUUCUCCUUCAGCCAGCAGACCAAUAGCAAGUCUUCAGUGGUGUGGGAUCUUGAUUGUUGGUUUAGUGGCAUUUAGGGCUUGGAGAAGGCAAAAAAAAAAAAACAACAACAACAACC
Molecule: messenger RNA, 5590 nt
Organism: Ictalurus furcatus (blue catfish)
Lineage: Eukaryota; Metazoa; Chordata; Actinopteri; Siluriformes; Ictaluridae
Gene: ciarta
Product: circadian associated repressor of transcription a
Exons: 5
Coding region: 1155-2219 (354 amino acids)
Biological process (GO): negative regulation of DNA-templated transcription; circadian regulation of gene expression
Cellular component (GO): nucleus
Molecular function (GO): RNA polymerase II cis-regulatory region sequence-specific DNA binding
Source: RefSeq, a predicted model, not a curated record